CAGAUGGAAUUCGACGAGAAGGAGCUCCGAAGAGAGAUCAGCUACGCGAUUAAGAACAUCCAUGGCAUCAGAACUGGUCUCUUCACCCCCGACAUGGCUUUUGAGACCAUUGUGAAGAAGCAAGUCAAGAAGAUUAAGGAACCUUGCUUGAAAUGUGUGGACAUGGUCAUUUCGGAGUUAAUCAGUACGGUUAGACAGUGCACCAAGAAGCUAAGCCAAUAUCCCCACCUGCGAGAGGAGAUGGAGCGUAUCGUGACCACUUAUAUCCGGGAGAGAGAAGGAAGGACCAAAGACCAGGUAUGUUCUAUCUGAAGAAGCUUCCCAUUUCUGUAGCCACCUUCCAGAGGA
Messenger RNA from Thamnophis sirtalis, 348 nucleotides. Lineage: Eukaryota; Metazoa; Chordata; Lepidosauria; Squamata; Natricidae. The record is from RefSeq and is a predicted model, not a curated record.